Messenger RNA from Oreochromis niloticus (Nile tilapia), 5196 nucleotides. It is a transcript of the gene arhgap46a, whose product is annotated as Rho GTPase activating protein 46a. Gene Ontology annotation, molecular function: GTPase activator activity; protein binding. Gene Ontology annotation, biological process: signal transduction. Bases 334 to 3720 code for a protein of 1128 amino acids. The record is from RefSeq and is a predicted model, not a curated record. NCBI's taxonomy places the organism in Eukaryota, Metazoa, Chordata, Actinopteri, Cichliformes, Cichlidae. Gene Ontology annotation, cellular component: cytoplasm; cytoskeleton. The transcript has 10 exons.
AGUCUGUGAUUGUAGUUGAGCUUUGUGGUUUUUGCGUUAGUAGCACUCGAAGCGUAUGGUUCUCUUUGGGCACUGCUGACUCCGUGCCUGGUGCCUCACUGAGUAUGUCCACCUGUCUCCUUAUUCGGGACAUACAUAUUUGCGCCAUUGCUUUUGCCGCUCCACUGCAUAGAGAUGACAUCACCGCUAACACACACACAUACAGAUGGAUGCAUGUAGGGAACAGGGACGUUAACACAGUCUCCAUAUGGACAAGUGGGCAGGUUCGAGCCUCUCGUCUGUCAAACAGUCUGUGAUUGGGUGGAGAUCUUGGAGCCACGCUCCGGUGAGCGCAUGUAUGUGAAUUUAACCACUGGCGAAUGCGGCUGGGAUCCUCCACCGGGUGUUUCUGUCCGUCAGGCAGACGGCAACCAGUGGUGGGAAUUGUUUGACCCCCACAGUGGCCGCUUUUACUACUACAACUCCGCAGGACGCCGCACAGUCUGGCAUCGACCCCAGGGAGCCGAUAUAGUGCCCCUCUCCCAGCUGCAGGCCAUGAAACGAUGCAGCGAGGCCAGGCAGGCUGGAGGGGGUGUGGAUAGGCACCACCAUGGGACCUCAGGGAGUGUCAGCAGCGUAGGGAGCCAGGGGCGCUGCACCCCUCUACCUGAGCGGGACAGGGACAGCCCUCUUCCUCGAGCCUUGGAGUCCAACGAGGAAACUGCCAACCCCGAGCUGGACCUGGCAGCAGACAGCAGAUCUCAGGGAGAUGGUAGCAGCACCGAACACAGCACAGAUGGUGGCAAAGACCCACAGAGGGAUACUUCUCAAAGAUGGCAGCCAGCACCUGGUUCUAAGGCAGCCAUGUUGGUGAAGGUGAACAGCAUGAGCCGCACCCAGCCCAACCCAGCAAUCCAGCAAAACCUCCAGCAAAAUAAAGCCAAUACCUUCACCCUCCACACCUCCUGCAACAAGGCCCAAGGGGGACAGUUCAGCUCUGCACAGGGAUAUAAAACGGCCCCUUCUGGCAAAAUGACAGGUGACGCACGUCAGGCCCAUCACCUGAGAAAAGCCAGCAACGGCAGCUUUUGUUUGGUGACGUCAGACAGUAGCCAUCCCAGUCCACUCCUUCACAGGUCACAGACGAGCACACCAUGCCCCGUCUCUCCCCAUUACGGCUGCACUGCUCCAAUCUAUGAUGAGCCAGUUUCAGACUGCCCUAUAUAUGAUGAACCCCCCACAGACAUGGAGGUAGAGGGGGCACACUUGUACAAUGGACAACUUCUGUCUCGUUUGACACCUACCCAUAGUCUCCAGAAACCCAGACUCCUCCAGCAACCUCCUUCAUCUCAUCCAGGGUCCAGACACAGGAGAAAUCCUUCUGCUUCUGACUACAGCCCAGCUGGCCUGGAGUGUAUCAAGCACAUGGUCAACGUGGACCCCAAACAGGGGCUUCUGUCCAGCUCUCCUGUGCCCACGCGUUCCCCUUCACCUACCUCCAGGCAAGACCCUGUAUUGACGCAGCCUCAACCGCAUCCACAUCCCCACACUCACUCUUUACAGCAGGGUCGAGGUCAGUUAAGGGACAGGGAACCAGGAACGCCAGGCCCAAGUUCACUGGACAAGAAACAAAACUGGCGGGUCCUGGAGGCCACUGUGCAGCGCGCCAUGGAGGCUCGGCACAGCAGGCAGAGCAGCCAGGCCUCUCAGGACUUCCCCUCCUCGACCCCGCAGGCCACAGCAAACUAUCAAGACUCUGGUUACUCCACUGGCCCCUCCCCAAGUCUCAGGCGAAAGAGCAGGAGGAGGGUGGGAGCCGGUGGUGGUGCAGGAGGUAGGCCAGGGUCAGUAGGUAGCAGUGGGGAGCUGUGCGCCCUCAAUGAGAGGUUGAUGGCCGAGAUGAGGGAAGUGGUAAGUCGCUCCAACACAAUGAGAGAGGUGAGAGCAGGGCUGGAUCCAGAGAUGGGGGAGAGGGUUGUUGUACCUCGGACACGCUCCCCUGCAGACUCACUUAGGUGGUACGGAGGAGGAGGGGGACGUGGGUCGGCGGGAAGGUGCGCAUCUCGAGAGGACCUCAGUGGGGCGCCCCGUACAAUGAAAGGGGCAAGUACCUGUGGCAACCCAGCCCUGACUCCUCUGGAAAUGCCAGGGAGGCAGAAAAGAACUUAUGAAAAGGUGGAUACCUUGGAGAUGAGUGUCAAUAGCCAGGCCAGCCUGUCGUCACCAGAGACCCCAGGACCACCCUCCCAGGCCAGCACCCUAGAGCUGCAGGCUCAGCUGGAGAGCAGAAAGAAAGGCAUGGUGGAUGGACGGACUGCUUCCCUGGGCCCCCACCGCCCCACCAACCACGACAACGCAGAAGGAGGUGAUGGUGCGGGUGGAAGAGUAGGAGGGUCUGCCUACCAACUCUCCUACGCCACCCUGCGGCAGCCCCCACCUCCUGACAUUGGCAUGGAGGACUGGGCCAGCAAGCAUCUCAACAUGCACACACAAGGACUCUUCCGGCGCCGGGUCUCCAUCGCCAACAUGCUGUCUUGGAACCGCGGGUCCAUCAAAAAGCCCAUGCUCAUCACCAGCAAUCGCGCUGUCAGGAAGGAGGCCUGCGAGAUGUUCAAGCUGGUGCAAGCUUACAUGGGAGACAGGCCCUCACGUCUCGACCGCCGUCACUGCGCCCUGCUUAUCAUUACCAAGUGCUGGGACAUGCCGGGGCUGCGGGACGAACUGUACGUGCAGUUGGUGAGGCAAACCACAGGCAACGCCAGCCCCAGGAGUUUGGCAGCAGGCUGGGAGCUGAUGGCCGUUAGCUUGGCCUUCUUUGCCCCCUCCCCAAAGUUCCGCUGCUACCUGGAAGGCUACAUACAGAGACACACGGAGCCAACCAGCGACAAGAAAUGUGAGUCUCAGACUGAGCAGCAGGUGACCCAAUUCAUACUGGAACAACAGGAACUAAAGCUUAAGAAGAAUUCAAAGUCCAGAAAGAAGCGAAAACAGAAUACAGAGGAGGAAGAAGGCCUCCCUAUCAGCACCUAUGCCAAGUUCUGCCAUCGGAAGCUCCAGAAGGUUGCAAUCACCGGUGGCAAAAAGGGUCUACGUAAGCCCACUUUGGAGGAGAUCGACCACAGCAGACGGGCUAUUGUCACUCCCUCCCUUUUCGGCAGUUCUCUGGAGGAGGUGAUGGAGCGGCAGAGUGAACUCUUCCCAGACAGGAAACUGCCCUGGGUGCAAGUUCAGCUUUCCCAGUAUGUUCUCGCUCUGGGCGGAGCUCAGACAGAGGGCAUCUUCAGGGUUCCUGGAGAUAUUGAUGAAGUGAAUGCACUGAAGCUCCAAGUAGACCAGUGGAGGAUUCCAGAGAACCUCUCUGACCCCAAUGUUCCUGCCUCUCUGAUGAAGCUAUGGUAUCGGGAGCUGGAAGAACCCCUCAUCCCCAUGAACUUCUACAAGCAGUGCGUCACUAACUGCGAUGACCCAGUGGCGGCCAUUGCUGUGGUGCAAUCUCUGCCUGAGCUCAACCGGCUCGUUCUCUGCUACUUCAUCCACUUCCUGCAGGUAUUCGCUCAGCCAUCCAAUGUCGCAAUUACCAAGAUGGAUGUGAACAACCUGGCCAUGGUGAUGGCUCCCAACUGCCUCCGAUGCCAGUCCGACGACCCACGGAUCAUCUUCGAGAACACCCGCAAGGAGAUGUCCUUCCUGAGAAUGCUCAUCGUUCACCUGGACACCAGUUUCAUUGAAGGGGUGGUGUAGAGGUUGCAAAGCACAGAGAGUGCACCUCAGGGGCUGAUCAGCCCUCAAACGUCUCCAGUUAUAUAUUUAGAAGCAUGCAAAAACACUGUCUCUCUGUUCAGACUGCACUGGAAACUGUUGAGGUGACAUUAAACUUCUUACAACACAAGGAGUUCGAAAACCGCUUUAGCUGGGACUUUGAGCCCUUGCGCUCUCCUGCUUUCUUACUGAAAGACAAACACACCACCUUAGGAUUCACUGAUUUUGAUACUAAAAUCCACAGUGACUGCUUACAAGUGGUUCACUUUAAUGACUGUAUUUUCUAACCGCUGCAUGUGAAGAGGUUUACCUUUAUUUCUUAUCUAAUUGGUAGUAUUAUAGUUACAUGGGACAACUGGGCUGUGCAAAGUACAAAAUUAGUUUCAGAAAUUCCUUUCUUGCACAAAAAAAACAUAAGGCAGCAGUGUUAACGCUCUGCCUUUUUUUUCUUUUUUCUCCUCUCCCCACUCCCCUGGUUGAUUUCAUUCAAGCGUGUGUGAUUGUCAGCGUGUGAACAAAAGGCACAGCCUUCUAUUAUGUACAGAAAAUUGAACAUAUGAAAUGUAAAAGAGAUCUUGUAAUGGUGUCUUGUUAAUAAGCUUGCCUGUGCUGUUUUGAGUAGUCGUACUGAUAGCCGGUCUCCUCGUAUUUAAUUUUACGAGGCAUAUAAAGCCGCUCCACCGCAAUUAUUCUGAUAGACUACAGAGGCUUCAUUUCAAAGCACAAACUAGAGGGAUGUGCAGAAAGCUCUUGAUAAUGAAUGGUGGCAAUUUUCUAAGCAAAUAAACAUGGAACUACUUUGAUUUUUCCAAAUUCAAACGAUUGCCGAAGCCAGACGGGAGUGUUAAUUCUAAUUACAGCUCACGCUGUAACGACGUGAGAGGCUGGUUAUUCAACUGAUAAUACUCUCUCUAUUAUCUGUAAGAUAAAUUUCAAUUGGAAUAGAGUUCUCUUGUGUUUGUGGUCCGUAUGUAAUGCUUUUUUUUUUUUUUUUGGCUCAGGUCUUACUAUAAAACGGGUGUUAGAUGUGAGAACUGUACAUGGCCUCUCUCUUUCUCUCUCUCACAGACUGAAAAUUUGAUUAACCUAACACAAGCCUCCUUCACUGAGAAUGGAAUAUUGAUUUAACUGUCAAGUGCUAUGAGAAUGUAAACUGAGCUUAUUUGUGACCCUCUUUAAGGCUUUGUCGAUGUAAAUAUUUUACAUGUAAAAUAGUAGUAACUUCCUGUAAGUGUAUUCUAAUGGUCUGGGUUAUGGGUGAGCUUAACUGUUGCUGUAAAAGAGCAAUAAAAAAACUUUUGUGUUGUAAUUAACUGAUCAUUUCUCUGCUGUAACCGCUCAUCUUACGAACAUAGGAAUGAUUCAAACCACUUUCCUUGUACAUGCGUGUAUGUGUUGGCAUACUUUCUCAUCGUAAUAAGGAAUGACUGUCCAUGAAUAAAGAUUUGUUCAAAAUUA